Messenger RNA from Leptidea sinapis, 2862 nucleotides. RefSeq names its product guanine nucleotide-binding protein subunit gamma-e (gene Ggamma30A). NCBI's taxonomy places the organism in Eukaryota, Metazoa, Arthropoda, Insecta, Lepidoptera, Pieridae. The transcript has 3 exons. The record is from RefSeq and is a predicted model, not a curated record. Gene Ontology annotation, molecular function: G-protein beta-subunit binding. Gene Ontology annotation, cellular component: heterotrimeric G-protein complex. The coding region runs from base 56 to 274 and encodes 72 amino acids. Gene Ontology annotation, biological process: phospholipase C-activating G protein-coupled receptor signaling pathway; sensory perception of taste.
GUCAUCGCAACGCACUGACUUUUCUUCUUCAUAGCUCCAAAAAAAAUUCUGCGCCAUGGACGCCAGUAUUCUCGCAACCAUGGAUAAGGAGGCACUGAAGAAGCAGAUCGAGAACAUGAAGUACCAGGCCUCCAUGGAACGCUGGCCGCUAUCAAAAAGCAUUGCUGCCAUGCGGGAGUAUGUAGAGGAGAAUGAAAAGAACGACCCUCUCAUACACGCGCCAGAUAAGAAAAACAAUCCUUGGGCCGAGAAAGGGAAAUGUGUCAUCAUGUAAAACUUGUCGCUAUAAGUAAACAAAUUUCUAAAAUUUUAAUUUGGCUCGGAUUAUACUGCAGCAAUUCGGUUCAUUUGCAUCUUAUUUUUAUAUUUAUAAUACAUAUAAGUGACAUGCUUGCUAUAUUUGUAUUAGCCUAAGGAUCUCGUGGCGUUUGCAUAUUUACCUAUCAAGCUACUCCUGGAAACCUUUUAGAAACAAGAAAUAAGGAAGGACUCAUAAUUGAACCUUGCGGGACCCCAAUAUACUCUACUCCCGCAACAUAUUGAAAGCCUGUAUAAUAUGAAGUUGAAUGAAACUGCAGGACAAUAUGGACCGUAGAAACGUAGUUAAUUUGAUUUGUCAACUAAGACAACAUAACUAGAAUAAAAUUAUAAAUAAUUUGACAUUAUUUUCACCAAUAAUCUAGUCCUCAUAUUUCUAUAUAAUAAGGAUUGUACAUGUUGACUGUGCGUGACGCAAGAAUGUACUUAUGAACGUUUUGUUAAAAAUAUUAAAAUGGUUGUAAAUACGUUAAAUUUUGUAUUUCUAGGGAUAGAUGGCUUUUUCAAGCCAUGAAAAAGACGGAAUCUAAUGGGCAGAUAAACUUUGUGUAUUAAAAACGGUAACGUAAUUGACAACCAGCAUAAUUUAUUGAUAUGUUAUUCAUUCAGAUUUUAGUUAUAUUGAAUAAGGAAAGUCUUGGAAACACAAACACAAAACUCUUAAUAUCGUUCAAUAAAGUUCGAUAAAGUUGCAAAGAAUCCAUUCGUCUUCACGCAAAUGCCAGCAACUUCCUCUAUGAAAUUUGCGUGCAAUCGCUAUGGAUUCUUUUAAAGAACAAAAAUACAUUGAGAAACAUAUAUACAAGUAACUUUAAAACUUCUAUUUUAAUCACGAUACUAAAAACUUUGCCAUUGCGAAUCAUGUUAAAGCCUACAUUAAAUAUAAAGAUUCAUAGAGCUCGUGAAUCUUUGUAUUUGAAAUCGAUAUAAUAACGGUAAUGAAAUUUUAGGGUUAAAUCGUACAUCACAACUUAACUUUAUUGGUCGGAUCACGAACUUAAAAAAACUGUUCAGGAAUUUAUAGGUAUUGGCAAUUAAUACAAUUUAGACGUGGAGUUAAAAGAAAUAUGUUAAAGUAGCGAAGUUGAUAAAAUAUUAUAAAUAAGGUAUAACUAAAAUGACAUAAUCUUAUUGGUAAUUUAUAUCUAAGGCCGAUUUAGGAUAAUUUUUUAUUGAAAGCAGGUACAUUCCACAGUGCCAUUAUUAAUUAAUGCUUCUAUUAUAUUUCUCGCAUAUUCUCUCCUCUUUGCCCAGGUCUCCUUUUUUUUCUUUUAUUGAUAACAAUUUUUCUUUAAAAUUAUCAUUUUAUUAACGCCCCCCAGCAUAUUUCCUUGAAAAUUAAACAAUCUUAGGCUCUAUGAGAAUAAUUCUUAAAACUAGCACUUGAUUAAAGUAGAAAUGAUGAAAAUCGAAAAACCCACGCUUUUAUUGAAAUGAGCUUUCGUAGAUUUUCAAAAAAAAAAUAAGUUAAUGUAUACCUACCUAAGAUUUUUAAAUAUUCACACGAAUCUUUGUUGAUUAUUCGUAACUUGAACUUAAAAAAAUUAAGUAAUCAAAAUGAUUUAAGUACUUUUAAUUAUUUCAAUCUAGAAUCUAAAGUAACAUUCCAAUUUAAAGGGAAAAAUCUCCCAACCUUCGAUUUAAAUAGAGAAAAAUUAAAUUUAUGCACAGUAGCUAUAUAGAAUAUUAAACUUUAAUGAACCUAAUCUAAACUAUAUUUAAUCUUAUUAAAGUUACUUCCCUUUUACCAUAUCUAGACAUGAAAUAUUGAAAAUCAUUCUGGCUGUGAGCAAUACUCAUGUAGUUAGAGGCGUUAUCAUUAUUAUCGUCAACAUUUUUGCAAAUACCGACAAUAAAUAUUAAAAUCAUUUUUAAUUUUGUAUUGAAUUAGCCUCGCAUACCACCUAAAUUGUUGAUUGAUUCUCAUAUCUGCUCAUGUCAUUGCGUUCUCUAAAAUCCAUCAUUUCAUCUCUCUUUGUUUGAUUUUUCGUUAUUCUGUCCUUUCUUAGUAUAGGAUUAAGAUUAGAAUUUAGAUUUGUAGUUCUAAAUAUAAUUAAGCUAAGUAAUGAAAUCAAAGUUGUUUGUUAACUUAAACGAUAAAAGUUGCAAUUCAGAGAAUUAGCCGUAGUCAAGUUAAAAAUGAAAUGUAAUGCGUUGGAUUAAAAGUAGUGUUUAAAGUAAGACGGUUGCUGAGACGAUUACAGCUUUGGCAAAGUUUCCUCGUCUCUUAUUGACUUAGGUUAUUGGAAAAUUUUCAAGACUUUCCAAUUUUGUUUUGAUAUAUGUAUAUUUUAUUUUAUAUUAUAAGUUGAUACCAAAGAUUUCAGUCCCGGGAGACUUUCCACUACCAAUAACAAGUUUCAAUUUAUCUUAAACUAUUGGUAACUCAAUUGAUAAACUUAAUGGAAUAAUAAAAAGUUAAAUGACUAGUUAAGAUGAUAUUGGAAAUGAUUUUUUUAGAAUCAAUAGGUUAAGUUAUUGUAUGUUAUUACUUAUUAAUAUUAUGUAAUCAGUAAUCACUGGAAUAAAAUUAAUGCCAUAUAA